AUGGCAAUCACCAUGAAAACUUUAAUUGCAUAUGUUUUCACUGUCCUCCUCAUCAUCUCUUCUGUUCAUUGUCGUAUGACAACAACAACUAGUCCAGGUUUUGGAAUAAAGCAGCAGGAUAGACAAUGCUUCGAGCAUGCACCAUAUUUAUGUCGUGGCGGAGAAGGCGACUGCCGUAUGUAUUGUAGAGAUCUUGAUUUUUCUUUUGGCACAUGUUUUUCUGGUGUAUGCUGUUGUCAAAUUUAAAUACAAGUAUAAGCAAAAAAAUAAACCAAUUUACUAUUUGGUAUCUGCUUGGAAAUUAACGUAUCAAUAUUUAUCAAAUGUUUUGAUUGUCC
Arabidopsis thaliana (thale cress) is the source of this 338-nucleotide messenger RNA. Its product is annotated as Molecular chaperone Hsp40/DnaJ family protein. The record is from RefSeq and is marked reviewed. Gene Ontology annotation, cellular component: extracellular region. Lineage: Eukaryota; Viridiplantae; Streptophyta; Magnoliopsida; Brassicales; Brassicaceae. The transcript is spliced from 2 exons. The coding region runs from base 1 to 246 and encodes 81 amino acids.